GAGUAAAGAGAAGAGAGAGGCACCCUCCUGACUAGCUGGUAUUUACUGACAGAUACAUGCAGGAGCAACUCUCUAACCUUUCAUUCUACAACCUCCUGAAGGGAGGAGCGUUUCUCCCAUCUUCACCAGAAGUCUUUUCAGGAGUCAGAGUGGAGAGGGAAGACCUCAGACCAGAGCUUUAACGACAUAAAGCAGGCCGUACAGUAACAUCCAGUACCAUCCUCGAAGAGGCUCGACUGAAGAAGAGGUCUCAGAGGAGAAGAGUUCCCAUUAAAACACAGGAAACACCUGAAAACGGUCCCAGGGUCACCUUCAAGAAACACAGACGCAACACACACACACACAGACAGACAUUCCCACACACACCCACAGGUACUUUACGGAACUCCCAAGUCCUCUUGAAGGACAACAAUCAACCAAUUGGCCAAUCAUUCAGCCAGUCGGCCAAUCAGGAUGUCUCGUUGGGGCCGUAAGGAUGUGAAGAAGACUCCUGAGGUGAUCAGGACGGUGACAGAGGGGCUAAAGUCUCUGUACCGUCAGAAGCUCCUCCCCCUGGAGCAGUACUACGGUUUCCAUGACUUCCACUCCCCCUCUCUGGAGGACGCAGACUUUGACAACAAACCCAUGGUACUGGUGGUGGGACAGUACUCCACUGGCAAGACUACGUUCAUCAAGUAUCUGUUGGAGCAGGAUAUUCCAGGAAGCAGGAUAGGACCAGAGCCUACCACCGACUGUUUCACAGCCAUCAUGCACGGCGAGGUGGAAGGGGUGAUCCCGGGCAACGCUCUCAUCGUUGACCCCAACAAACCUUUUCGCAAGCUCAACCCCUUCGGAAACACCUUCCUCAACAGGUUCCAGUGCGCCCAGCUGCCCAAUCAGGUCCUGGAGAGCAUCAGCAUCAUCGACACGCCGGGGAUCCUGUCAGGAGCGAAGCAGAGGGUGAGCCGAGGCUAUGACUUCCCAGCGGUGCUACGAUGGUUUGCGGAGCGCGUUGACCGCAUCAUCCUCCUGUUCGACGCCCACAAGUUGGAGAUCAGUGAUGAGUUCUCCGAGGCCAUCGGAGCGCUGCGGGGUAACGAGGACAAACUGCGUGUCGUCCUGAACAAGGCUGACAUGGUGGGAACACAACAGCUGAUGAGAAUCUACGGAGCUCUAAUGUGGUCCCUGGGCAAGGUGUUCAACACUCCAGAGGUCUUGAGGGUGUAUAUCGGGUCGUUCUGGUCCGAGCCGCUGCUGGUCGCUGAUAACCGGCGUCUGUUUGAGCUGGAAGAGGAAGAUCUGUUUAGUGACAUCCAGAAUCUUCCUCAUAACGCAGCCCUCAGGAAACUCAACGACCUGGUGAAGAGGGCACGACUGGUCAGGGACUCCCUGUUGCCCCUAGUGGACAGUAACAGGACUCCCUUGUAUGCCCCACUGGACAUAAACAGGACUUCCUGUCUGCCCCUAGUGGACAGUAAACAGGACUCCCUGUUGCCCUACCUGGACCAGUAA
This is a messenger RNA of Salvelinus sp. IW2-2015, 1491 nucleotides long. Its product is annotated as EH domain-containing protein 2. Lineage: Eukaryota; Metazoa; Chordata; Actinopteri; Salmoniformes; Salmonidae. Gene Ontology annotation, cellular component: endocytic vesicle; perinuclear region of cytoplasm; cytoplasm. The record is from RefSeq and is a predicted model, not a curated record. Gene Ontology annotation, molecular function: cadherin binding; GTP binding. Gene Ontology annotation, biological process: protein localization to plasma membrane; endocytic recycling; cilium assembly.